Theobroma cacao (cacao) is the source of this 2916-nucleotide messenger RNA. Its product is annotated as linoleate 13S-lipoxygenase 2-1, chloroplastic-like. Gene Ontology annotation, molecular function: protein binding; oxidoreductase activity, acting on single donors with incorporation of molecular oxygen, incorporation of two atoms of oxygen; metal ion binding. The record is from RefSeq and is a predicted model, not a curated record. NCBI's taxonomy places the organism in Eukaryota, Viridiplantae, Streptophyta, Magnoliopsida, Malvales, Malvaceae. Gene Ontology annotation, biological process: lipid oxidation.
GCUUCUCUUUGUCUUUCUCUCCUCCACUUGUAUAAAACGAACAGCUCAGAAUCCAGAGCUUGCAUAUCUCCUCAAGCCCAAAACAAUGUUAAAAUCACAAGUUCACCAGCGUCACUACUCCAUCAAAACUUUAUUCCCACUUCGCAACCUAUUUCUCCACGGAAGUGACCGGGCUCUGCUUCCCCUUUACUCUUGGCCGUCGUUCAACAAAACAAGCAGAGCUGUUCGAGUUACCGCUGCCUUGAGGAAAGUAAAAGCGGUUGCAACAGCUACAGAGAAAUGUCUUCGUGUAAAGGCCAUUGUCAAUGUCACAGAAAGUGUAGGUGACAUAGUCACUCACCUAAGGCUAGACCGAGGGCUAGAUGAUAUACAAGAUUUGCUUGGUAAAUCAAUUCUAUUGGAGCUUGUUAGCAAGGAGCUGGACCCUACCACGGGAUUAGAAAGGAAGACGAUCAAAGCAUUCGCGCACCGGAUGGCUAACAAGGGUGAGGAUGUGAAGUACGAAGCAGAGUUUGAAGUUCCGAUGGAGUUUGGGGAGCUUGGAGCAGUUUUUGUGGAGAAUGAGCACCACAGAGAGAUGUAUGUGGAUGAUAUAGUCAUUGAUGGCUUUCCCAGUGGCCCCGUCAAGGUGAACUGUGCUUCCUGGGUUCACUCUAAAUUUGAGCAUCUUCAAAAGAGAGUCUUCUUCACCAACAAGUCGUAUUUGCCAUCAGAGACUCCAAAUGGACUGAAGAGGCUAAGAGAGGAAGAACUUGCGAGUUUGCGAGGGAAUGGCAUGGGAGAGCGCCAACGCUACGAAAGGAUAUAUGAUUAUGACGUUUACAAUGAUCUUGGAGAGCCUGAUAAAGAUCUCGGCCUCAAAAGACCUGUACUGGGUGGUAAACACUUUCCCUACCCUAGACGCUGCCGAACUGGAAGGCCUCCAUGUGAAACAGAUCCAUUGUCGGAGAAAAGAACCGGCCACUUCUACGUACCUAGAGAUGAAUGCUUCUCAGAGAUAAAGCAGCUAACAUUUUCGGCAAAGACUGUAUACUCAUUGAUGCAUUGCCUGAUACCAACUGUUGAGAACACAAUUGUCGACCCCGAUAUGGGAUUUCCGCACAUCAAUGCUGUGGACUCACUUUUCAGCGAAGGAAUUAACUUGCCUCCCCUCCAGAAACAAGGAAUUUGGAACACUGUCCUGCCUAGACUUUUCAAGGCUAUCGGUGAGGGAAGUGAGGAUGUGCUACGGUUCGAGGCCCCUGACACAAUGGCUAGGGACAAGUUCUUCUGGUUUAGGGAUGAGGAGUUUGCUCGGCAAACACUUGCUGGUCUAAAUCCAUAUAGCAUUCGGCUAGUUACGGAAUGGCCAUUGAAGAGCAAACUGGAUCCUAAGAUCUAUGGUCCGGCAGAGUCCGCAAUCACCACAGAAAUGAUUGAGCAAGAGAUCGUCGGAGUGAUGACGGUAGAGCAGGCUAUAAAACAAAAAAAGUUAUUCAUCCUAGAUUACCAUGACUUAUAUUUACCAUAUGUCGAGAAAGUCAGAGAGCUUAAAGGCACGACAUUGUAUGGAUCAAGAGCUCUAUUUUUCUUAAACUCUAAUGACACAUUGAGGCCACUAGCCAUUGAGUUGGUACGGCCACCAUUGGACGGAAAGCCACAGUGGAAACAAGUUUAUGCACCUUCUUGGGAUUCGACAGCCUGUUGGCUCUGGCGGCUCGCUAAAGCUCAUGUCCUUGCUCAUGAUGCAGGCUAUCAUCAACUAGUCAGUCAUUGGUUAAGGACUCAUUGUGUCACCGAAACUUAUAUUAUUGCAACCAAUCGGCGACUCAGCGUGAUGCACCCAAUCUAUAGGCUGUUACAUCCUCAUUUCCGAUACACUAUAGAGAUUAAUGCGCUAGCUCGAGAAUCACUGAUCAAUGCUGAUGGGAUAAUUGAAAACUCAUUCACCCCUGGCAAGUACUCCAUGGAGCUUUGUGCUAUAGCCUAUGACUUAGAGUGGCGAUUUGAUCAUCAGGCUCUACCUGCAGAUUUAGUUAGCAGAGGGAUGGCUGAGGAGGAUCCGAAUGCACCUCACGGUUUAAGACUAACAAUCAACGACUAUCCUUUCGCCAAUGAUGGUCUACUUAUAUGGGAUGCCCUCAAACAAUGGGUUUCUGCUUAUGUGAAUCAUUACUAUCCAAAUGCAAGUCUUGUGGAGUCAGAUGAAGAGCUUCAAGAAUGGUGGACAGAAAUUCGUACAGUUGGUCAUGCUGACAAAAAGGAUGAACCAUGGUGGCCUACUCUCAGAACCCCACAAGACCUGAUUGAUAUCAUCACUACUAUAAUUUGGGUAACCUCAGGUCACCAUGCAGCAGUGAACUUUGGACAAUAUGCGUAUGCAGGCUAUUUUCCUAAUAAGCCUACCAUUGCUAGAACCCAAAUGCCCACUGAGGACCCCUCCGACGAAGAAUGGAAUCUUUUUCAGAAAAAUCCAGAAGCUGUGCUUCUGCAAUGCUUCCCUUCUCGAAUGCAAGCUACUAAAGUGAUGGCUGUUUUGGAUGUGCUAUCGAAUCAUUCACCGGAUGAGGAGUACUUAGGAGAGAAAAUGGAGCCAUCGUGGGGUGAAGAUCCAAUUAUAAAGGCAGCAUUUGAAAAACUUAAUGGGAAAUUGAAGGAGAUUGAAGGGAUCAUUGAUGAAAGGAAUGCAAACGGCAGUUGGAAAAACAGAAGUGGAGCUGGGAUUGUACCAUAUGAGCUUUUGAAGCCAUUUUCUGAGCCUGGUGUUACAGGAAAAGGAGUUCCGUACAGCAUCUCAAUAUGAAGUAUAAGAUGCUCAUUGAACUUCUCUUAAGAGACCAUAAAAUAAAUAAGAGAUGUAAUGAAAUUUCCGAAUGUAUCUGCCAUAACUGCCCAUUAACAUUUUCAUCUCAAUUAUUUGGACACUUUUUUUAUUUU